Molecule: messenger RNA, 1858 nt
Organism: Zingiber officinale
Lineage: Eukaryota; Viridiplantae; Streptophyta; Magnoliopsida; Zingiberales; Zingiberaceae
Product: pentatricopeptide repeat-containing protein At2g36730-like
Exons: 1
Coding region: 31-1566 (511 amino acids)
Biological process (GO): RNA modification
Molecular function (GO): RNA binding; protein binding
Source: RefSeq, a predicted model, not a curated record
AAAUAAAACAGGUAGUUUUCCUUUAUAUCUAUGCGGAGUGUUUCACGAGCCAUUGUGUUGGCGACUCGCAUGAAGCAGCGAUGCCUCUCCCUUCUCCAAUCUUGCUCCUCCAUGGCGCAGCUCCGCCAAAUCCACGCCCGGCUCCUCUCCUCCGGGCUCGCUUCCGACCGCUUCCUCGCCAGCGAGUUACUCCGUUUCUGCGCCCUCUCCCCCCUCGGUGACCUCCUCUACGCCCGCUCCCUCCUUCUCUCCCUCCCCGAUCCUUCUUCCUCCUCCUGGAACCACCUCAUCCGCGCCUUCACCGACCGCAAUCUCCCCUACGAAUCCAUCCUCCACUUCCUCCUCAUGCGCCGCGGCGGCGGCGGCGGCGGCGCCACACCUAACGAGCUCACCUUCCCCUUUGUCCUCAAAUCCUGCACUCGCCUCGCUGCUCUCCGACUUGGCAUCCAAACCCACGCUGACGCCGCGAAGCGGGGCGUCGACGCCGUUGUCUACGUCCAGAACGCCCUCGUCAGCCUCUACAGUUCCUGCAGCCGGAUAGACGAGGCGCGGCAGUUGUUCGAGGAAAUGUCGCUCUGGACGGUGGUCUCGUGGAACACCAUUCUUACAGCCCACGCCGAAAAUUCCAUGGCGGAGGAAUGCGCCGGCAUCUUCGAUCGGAUGAGGCGGUGUGGGUUCGAUGCGGAUCAGACCACCUACGUCAUCUUGCUCUCCGCCUCGGCGGAGCUUGGGAGCUUGAGCUACGGGAGAUGGCUCCACGGCCGCAUCGCUGGGAGCGGAUUAGCCACUAAUGUUCAGCUGGGAACCGCCAUCGUGAACAUGUACGCCAAAUGUGGAGCCCUGAAAUGCGCCGGCCAGGUGUUCGACAGAAUGCCGCUGAGGAAUGUGUGGACUUGGAGUGCCAUGAUUCUGGGGCUAGCCCAGCACGGUUUGGCUCGCAAUGCCAUCGAGCUGUUCGACGAAAUGAAGCAUGCUUUCGUCGAGCCCAACUACGUCACAUUUCUAGGAGUGAUCUCUGCUUGUAGCCAUGCCGGCUUAGUCGAUGUCGGCCUCAGGCUUUUCCACGAGAUGAUCGAGCAGCAUGGGAUCAAACCAAGGAUGUCACAUUGCAGUGCCAUGGUCGAUUUGCUGGGCCGCAACGGCCACCUACAGGAGGCUUACGACUUCGUACAGCGAAUGCCCAUAGAGCCUGAUGCUGUAGUUUGGAGGACACUGCUGAGUACUUGCCAGUUGCAUCCAGAGAAAGACGAAACCGGUAUCGGUCAAGAGGCGAAGCGAAGAUUGCUAGAGUUGGAACCUAGAAGAGUCGGGAACUACAUAAUGGCAGCGAAUAUGUACUCGGACCAGGGGUCGUGGGAUGAGGCUGCGAAGGUUAGGAGGAGGAUGAGGGAGGAAGGUUUGAGGAAGGCACCCGGGGAGAGCUGCAUAGAAGUGGGCGGAGGGAUGCAUAGAUUCAUCUCAGGAGACAAUUAUUGUAGUAAUGGUUACAAGAGUAUUUUGAUCAUACUGAAUGCACUAAAGUUGAACAUGAAAGAGCGAUAUGAAAUCUCUAUGGAUUCGACAUGAACAUGAAGUGUCAGUUUGAGGGAAUACUGGUAACCUGUUCAGGGAGAAGCAAGCCAUGACCUUUCGCCGCCGCCGACGGCGGAGGUGGACGGAAGAGGAGCGGCAAGACCAUUGCGAGGGGAUUAGGAAGGCGACGAGAUGGGAAGGGGAGAGACGAUAGGCAGAGUGGGGGAUGGAAUGAGGCCACGUGUUGGGUGAUGAUUGGACAGAUCAGUAACUUAUUUACAUAUAAUAAAACUAAAUUUGUAUUUGUAUUUAUGUAAUUUAGUACAGAAUUCAAAAUUCAGGGCAA